Molecule: messenger RNA, 421 nt
Organism: Peromyscus californicus insignis
Lineage: Eukaryota; Metazoa; Chordata; Mammalia; Rodentia; Cricetidae
Gene: Slirp
Product: SRA stem-loop interacting RNA binding protein
Exons: 4
Coding region: 38-376 (112 amino acids)
Biological process (GO): spermatogenesis; positive regulation of mRNA splicing, via spliceosome
Molecular function (GO): mRNA 3'-UTR binding; poly(G) binding; poly(U) RNA binding
Source: RefSeq, a predicted model, not a curated record
GUCACGACCCCAGGUCUAGACUCAUUCAGGUUUUAACAUGGCAGUCUCCGCCGUGAGUCGGGCAAUGGCGCUGCAAGCGCGUGCUGGUCGGCAUAUUGCUUUUGUCAGAAAAAUUCCGUGGACCGCGGCGGCGGGUGAGCUGAGAGAACACUUUGCUCAGUUUGGCCGUAUACAAAGAUGUAAUUUACCUUUUGACAAAGAGACUGGCUUUCACAGAGGCAUGGGUUGGGUUCAGUUUUCUUCAAAGGAAGAACUUCAGAAUGCACUACAGCAGGAAAAGCACAUUAUUGAUGGAGUAAAGAUCCAUGUUCAAGCUCAGAAACCAAGAGUUUUGCAAGAAGAGGCUCAAACAUCUGACGAAGAGAAAGACUUCUGAGAUGAUUAUUGUCUUAGCCAGUAAAUAAAAGUAACUGAGACUUUU